This is a messenger RNA of Daucus carota subsp. sativus, 1262 nucleotides long. RefSeq names its product pyridoxal 5'-phosphate synthase-like subunit PDX1.2. Gene Ontology annotation, molecular function: amine-lyase activity. The record is from RefSeq and is a predicted model, not a curated record. Lineage: Eukaryota; Viridiplantae; Streptophyta; Magnoliopsida; Apiales; Apiaceae. The transcript has a single exon. The coding region runs from base 125 to 1048 and encodes 307 amino acids. Gene Ontology annotation, biological process: amino acid metabolic process; pyridoxal 5'-phosphate biosynthetic process; pyridoxine biosynthetic process.
UUAUCUUAACCCCUAAAUCACCACCGCUCUAGUCCCCUUUAUAUCUUCAAACCCGGUUGCUGAGAAAACCUCAUUACAAACUCGGACUCAUUGAAACAUUUCAUCAAACAGUUGGUGUGCAACAAUGGCAGACGAUGAAAACGCCGUCACUGUCUACAACACCACCGCAAUCACCGAUUUAAACAAGAAGAAUUCGUUAUCAAUGAAAGUGGGCCUUGCUCAGAUGCUCAGGGGAGGCGUGAUUAUCGAGGUUAAUAAUGCUGAGCAAGCCAAGAUUGCUGAAUCAGCUGGAGCUUGUUGUGUUGUUGUUGUUGAGAGUGUUGAAAGUGGCAUCUUACGGAUGCCUGACCCGGGUUUAGUGAAGGAAGUGAAAAGGGCUGUUUCGAUUCCUGUAAUGGCGAAAGCCCGGGUUGGGCAUCUCGUCGAGGGGCAGAUUCUGGAAGCGGUGGAGGUUGAUUAUAUUGAUGAGAGUGAAGUGAUGGGAAUUGCGGAUGAGGAUCAUUUUAUUAACAAGCAUAAUUUCCGGGUUCCAUUUGUUUGUGGGUGUAGGAAUUUGGGAGAGGCGUUGAGGCGGGUUAGAGAAGGCGCGGCAAUGAUUAGGACACAAGGGGAAGGAAUGAAAUUAGGCGAUAUUGUUGAGACGGUUGGGAGUGUAAGGAGAGUGAUGGGGGAUAUUAGGGUUUUGUCGAAUAUGGAUGAUGAUGAGGUUUUCGCGUUUUCAAAGAGGAUUGGUGCUGCGUAUGAUAUAGUGGCGCAGACUAAGCAGAUGGGGAGGCUUCCGGUUAUGCAUUUUGCGUGUGGGGGGAUUGUGACUCCAGCUGAUGCUGCGUUGAUGAUGCAAUUGGGGUGUGAUGGUGUGUUUGUUGGACCGGAGGUUUUUGCUUGUGGGAAUCCGUACAAGAAGGUGAGGGCAAUUGUGCAGGCUGUUAGGAAUCAUACUGAUCCACGUGUGCUGGCUGAGGUAAGUUCGGGGUUUAAUGAAGCAAUGCCUAGGUUUAAUGUGAAUGAGAAUCGUGUUGAACAAUUUGAUGCUUCCAGGACCUAUUAAUCGAAGGUUGCUAUGUGAUGUAAUGUAAUCUAGUCUUGUUCUGAUUUUGCUUUGACUGAGUGUACUGAUGAUAUUUGUAUCUAAAAUUAACCUAGUUAGAUGUAAUAAUCAAUAAAUUUUCAUAGGGCAGAUCGUUGUUGUGUUCUUCAUGUGUCUGUCUUCAUUAAUAUGAAAGAAUUACUGUGAUCAGUCAAGUGCAGAACUGUUUUUCUUC